Messenger RNA from Etheostoma cragini (Arkansas darter), 2547 nucleotides. RefSeq names its product abhydrolase domain containing 17C, depalmitoylase (gene abhd17c). Gene Ontology annotation, biological process: protein depalmitoylation. The coding region runs from base 401 to 1285 and encodes 294 amino acids. Lineage: Eukaryota; Metazoa; Chordata; Actinopteri; Perciformes; Percidae. Gene Ontology annotation, molecular function: palmitoyl-(protein) hydrolase activity. Gene Ontology annotation, cellular component: endosome membrane; plasma membrane. The record is from RefSeq and is a predicted model, not a curated record. The transcript is spliced from 3 exons.
GGAAGUCCGGGUUGCCUACAUUCUAGAGAAAUGGCUAUUCUCAUUCUUACAACAUUAGCAACUAAUCUUGAUGGAUAGCGACUAAUUUAUUUCAAGGGCGGAUUUGUACUAUCGAGACUCGUCGCUGCACUGUUUUGUGCUAAAAAAAAAUUAACAUGAACUUAAAUGUUGCGUUUUAGUUGGUCUCUAAUGUGUAUGUAACGUUAGGCUUAGCUAGUUUUGCUUUUAGCUAACUAACGUUGCUUGCUAGCGCGUUAGCUGCCAAGCCGAUAGACCGAGCCAUCGUUCAUCUAGCUACUUAGAGUCUGUUAAUGAGAAAUAAAUAGGAACUCAUACCAAAAGAGAACUGUAUUUUUUUUCAAAAGAAUUUUAUUGACCGGGCUAAUUGAGCCGCUCCUAAAUGCCCGAACAAGGCCCUAGGAUGAAUGGGUUUUCUCUCGGCGAACUAUGCUGGCUGUUCUGUUGUCCGCCUUGUCCGAGUCGCAUCGCGGCCAAGCUAGCUUUCCUCCCACCGGAGCCCACGUACUCGGUGCACGCCGAUGCUAACGGGGUAACUAGCUUACAUUUAACCGAACGGGCGGACUGGCAGUACUCUCAGCGAGAGCUCGAUGCAGUGGAAGUUUUUACCACCAGAAGCAGUCGGGGUAACCGGGUCGGGUGUAUGUUUGUGCGUUGUGCCCCGAACAGUCGGUACACGCUUCUGUUUUCCCACGGUAACGCCGUGGACCUUGGGCAGAUGUGCAGCUUUUACAUUGGCCUCGGCUCCAGGAUCAACUGCAACGUGUUCUCCUACGAUUACUCAGGCUACGGAGUCAGCACCGGGAAGCCCUCCGAGAAGAACCUGUAUGCGGACAUUGAGGCGGCCUGGCAGGUCCUGAGAAACAAGUAUGGUGUACCACCUGAGAACAUCAUCCUGUACGGUCAGAGUAUUGGCACUGUGCCCACCAUUGACCUGGCUGCUCGCUAUGAAUGUGCUGCUGUCAUCCUCCACUCCCCACUAAUGUCAGGGCUACGGGUGGCCUUCCCCGACACACGCAAGACCUACUGCUUUGAUGCCUUCCCCAGUAUUGACAAGAUGUCGAAAGUGGCGUCCCCGGUGCUCGUGAUCCACGGCACAGAAGACGAGGUGAUCGACUUCUCCCACGGCCUGGCCAUGUACGAGCGCUGCCCCCGUGCUGUCGAGCCCCUGUGGGUGGAGGGAGCCGGCCACAACGACAUUGAACUAUACGCCCAGUACCUGGAGAGACUCAAGCAGUUCAUCUCCUUUGAGCUUCCCACCUCCUGAGGGGACCUCAGCAUUCGCAGGCCAGGGUUCAUCUCAACACAGAAGCCGCCUCCUAAUCAUCUCUUAACUUCGUCUCUUAGCAUAGGGGCAGGCCUGGAGUCAGAUGAUCACUGUUUUGCCCUAUCCUCGGGGCCAUUUCAGGGUAGACAUGUGUAGUGGACCGGAAGAGGAGGGGGGUUUAGAUUGUUGAGGUGCAGCCGAGAGUCAGUGGCCAUCAGCGGCCAGGAGUGAAGCUUUGGCUUAACAUGUACUGUCCCCAAAAACCUGGCCGGUGCUUUUACAUGUGGACACAGUUUGCCAAUGAGCCAAGGCCUGGGCAGCGUUUGCACUCGCAGCUCAAUCUGGAUUCAUUUCUCUACUCCAGCUCUCCUUCCCUUUCUCGACUCACUCCGUCUCCCUGAGCUUUUCUGUGCCAGUGUAUCUCACUGUCAACUUCAGUCUGUCACAUUUCCUCCUCCUGCUUUCCUCUUUUUCACCCACAAACCUUGCUUUUCUUUUGACCAAGUCUGCAAUGUUGAAGCUUGAUUUUUGUAUUCUUUUAUACCAAGUGAAGAAGUAUCAAUUUUGCACCUUGAGAUACACUUGAAUUUUUUUACUUUUUCUGUUAUUUUAAGUUACCAUUCAGGGGUUACCAACGAUUUGCACUUUUAAUGUGCAGAUAUUUUCAGGUAAUGAUUUUUUCUGUUUGGAUAUGUAUAUGUUGAUUUAGUUUAUCUGCAUUCCAUGUUUUUCUUAAUGCAGGUAGAACCUUUUUCAGUGUGAGAGGUUUAGAAGCUGUUAACCAGAGUGCACACCUGCACAUCUGGCCUUUUGUAGCUGGGAUCUUUGUAGUCCUCAUGCAUGCUACUCUCUCAUACAGGAACACAAUAAUGCCAAGUGAGAAAUCUAACAAUUUACAAAAUACCUAACACACUGGUGCAGUUCUAAAUGAAAAUGACUCAAGUUAAAUACUUUGGAGCCGGUGGUAAAUUCAGCGUACAGACAACACUUUCAUUACAUAAAGAUUUUGCCUAUUCACAAUAAUUGUACAGAUGAUAAACUUGAAAGGCUGCGGUAAAGAGCAAUGGGAACCUGAAGUAUUCAUUCAAAUACAUUUUCAUUGGUGGAACAUAUAUAUAUAUAUAUAUGCAAAAUCUAACGCUUAAUUUACCAGAGGACUUAAACAAUUUGUAAAAUCAUUGAGUUAUUGAGUAAACAGAUUUGAUCAACCUAUGUUGCAUGUAAUUUAAAAAAACUCUACACCUGGUAAAGCCAUUGUUGAA